CUGAAGGGCAGACGACUAUGGGUGCCCCUACAACUGAAGGGCAGACGACCAUGGGUGCCCCUACAACUGAAGGCCAGACGACCAUGGGUACCCCUACAACUGAGGGCCAGACGACUCUGGGUGCUCCUACAACUGAACGCGACACAACUAUGGGUGCACCUUUAACUGAAGGCCAGACGACUAUGGCCGCCCCUACAACUGAAGGUCAGACGACUAUGGGUGCCCCUACAACUGAUGGUCAGACGACUAUGGGUACUCCUACAACUGAAGGGGAGACGACCAUGGGUGCCCCUACAACUGAAGGCCAGACGACCAUGGGUGCCCCUACAACUGAAGGCCAGGCGACUACGGGCGCCCCUACAACUGAAGGGCAGACGACUAUGGGUGCCCCUACAACUGAAGGGGAGACGACCACGGGUGCCCCUACAACUGAAGGCCAGACGACUAUGGCCGCUCCUACAACUGAAGGCCAGAUGACUAUGGGCGCCCCUACAACUGAAGGCCAGACGACUACGGCUCCUGCAACUGAGGGUCAGACGACCAUGAUCCCGACCACAGCAGCAUCCGUACUUAUAACCUUGGUAGUUUUUUCUGGCCGUCCUGAUCCACAGUGGCGAGUUGAUCUGUCUGCUUUCAAUGACUCAGAUUAUCAGUCAAUCCAAAAUAUUGGCGUCAGUUCAAGUUGCAUACCUGCAAAACUGGGAUACAAAGGUUUCUUAGUAGAGGACGCUGUAGCGGAGCUACUCAUUGUGGGUAGUGACAGUGAGCUUGUGCGACUACAACAGCUUCUGCUCCAGACCAUGCCAAGUGGUACAUUACCAAGCCCCUUACUCGAGAGAGUCUCCAGUGAAAUUGGCAACGUAUUGGACGAAUGCAUUACAUCGAGACGUAAACGACGUAAACGACUCGCACCACCAUUUGGCCCAUUCUUGUGGAAUAACGUCCCCAACAUUCGACGGAAAAACAACUGCUACAACUAUGCAAAUCUACAAAUCACGAAUACCGUUGCACAGCCUGGUAGAGGAAGCGGACAAAUCUUCGCCUUGCUGAAUGGUUUCUCUGUGGGAACUGCUGCGAUGGGUGAUGGUUUGGAGGUUCUGAUGCCCCCUCCUUCUCCAGCAGACCCUGUCCCGGAAGCCCCUGUGGGACCACGGCACCUGGUGGCACUGUUUGUAGAUCCAGGUGUCGAUUUCCACUGGUGCCGUUUGGAUCAGGGUGGACUGUGGUCUCACAAGCCUGGCCAAACCCGUGUCACACAACGCGACCAGGCGGGAAAUAACAUCGUCGAUCCGAGAACAGCUGAUACUGGAAAUUAUGAAUUUGUUACUUUCAUGACAAGCGAUAUCAGCACUGCCACGAUCAAUUGAAUAAAUACUAAAUAAAUAAUGCGAUUUAUUAUAUGGCUAGCUCCGUGAGGGGGCAAGAUGAC
Messenger RNA from Orbicella faveolata, 1429 nucleotides. RefSeq lists its product as uncharacterized. The record is from RefSeq and is a predicted model, not a curated record. NCBI's taxonomy places the organism in Eukaryota, Metazoa, Cnidaria, Anthozoa, Scleractinia, Merulinidae.